AUGCAAGCACAAGCCGAAGCAAUGGCACAAUUUAGCAUCUACGAGGCCUUGGUUAUCGCCUUCAUCGUCGCGGUUGUCACCGUAUUUGCACAGGAUAGUGGGAUGGCACUAGCGGCGUCGCCAGACGCUGGAGCGACGUUUUCUCGGCCGAUUUUCGGCGUCGUGAUCGAGACUUCUCUCAUUGUCCUGUUCUUUCUGUUUAGACAUUAA
Molecule: messenger RNA, 210 nt
Organism: Ilex paraguariensis (yerba mate)
Lineage: Eukaryota; Viridiplantae; Streptophyta; Magnoliopsida; Aquifoliales; Aquifoliaceae
Source: the annotation of a GenBank genome assembly